Messenger RNA from Eptesicus fuscus (big brown bat), 1156 nucleotides. It is a transcript of the gene C9H1orf174, whose product is annotated as chromosome 9 C1orf174 homolog. The record is from RefSeq and is a predicted model, not a curated record. The transcript has 4 exons. Bases 100 to 774 code for a protein of 224 amino acids. Lineage: Eukaryota; Metazoa; Chordata; Mammalia; Chiroptera; Vespertilionidae.
ACGUCGGACGUCCCCGCGCGCGGAGGGCUGGAGCGUGGCCGCGGCGCCGGGGAGCGUUAGGCGGGAGCGAGGGGCUUGGCGGCGGCGCCUGUCUCACUCAUGAGGAGCCGGAAGCUCACAGGGGCAGUGCGGUCUUCGGAGCGUCUGCGAGCCCGGAGUUGCUCAGCCAGGUUGACCUCUGCCCAGGAAGUCAGGACCGCCACGUCUGGCAGGACAGUAUGUCAGACUUCCUCACACAAAGCCACGGACAGGCGAACUUCCAAGAAGUUCAAGUGUGACAGAGGUCAACUUGUGAAGUCAGAAUUACAGAAACUGGUCCCUAAGAACGAGGGUGCUGCCCUGCCCCGCGCGCCGCCGGAGCCCCCCGGUGGAAAUGAGCCCCUGGCGCUGGAGGAGGACGGCCCGUCUCCCCCGGGAGAGGAAGCCGGCAUCUCUGCUCCACGGGGGACCGCAGGCCUUCCCUUCGGUCACGGCCGCGUCGUGAGUGAUGCGUGCUCAGCAAGGACUGUCGACGGCCUGCCCCGCGCCCUCCCCGGAGGGGAGUCGGACAGCAGCUCGGCCGCGGGGGGCUCCGUGCUGCAGAUGGACGGCAGCGCCCUUUUGGAUGACGACAGCAACCAGCCCAUGCCCGUGAGCCGGUUCUUCGGGAACGUGGAGCUCAUGCAGGACCUCCCACCAGCGUCUUCGUCCUGUCCCUCCGUGAGCAGACGGGAGUUCAGGAAGAUGCACUUCAGAGCCAAAGAUGACGACGACGAGGAGGACGCAGAAAUGUAGGAAUAAAGUGCACGGUGACUGCCUUGCCUGUUCAGUGCGCCCACAGGUGACAGCUUAGGUUACGGGACUUAGGAAAGGGACCCUCGGGAGGAUGUGUCCUUAAGCACACUCCCUGGGGGGCUCCGCUGGGAGCCGAGCCGUCCUUGCGGGGGGAAGCUGCUGCUGCUUGCAUGAGGCGUCUGGUCCCCGCCUGGACAGAUGUGAGGUGGUUGGAGGCAGCCGCGGGCCGGGGUAACGGAGAGGUUUGUGAAGGAGACGCCCGGAGUGUUAGCCCUUCACGGGCUGACUCGGGCGGUUCCGAGAACUCGUCUCUGUGAGGCUGAGGUUGACCUUGGACGUUCUGCAAGAGGCACGUGGGAAAAUAAAAUAUAUUUUGAAAAUA